Heterotrigona itama is the source of this 750-nucleotide messenger RNA. NCBI's taxonomy places the organism in Eukaryota, Metazoa, Arthropoda, Insecta, Hymenoptera, Apidae. The record is from the annotation of a GenBank genome assembly.
AUGUAUUCGCAGGCGUGCGCUCCAAGGUACAUCUGGUUCUCCGUGUCUCAGUCCAAGUACGAUCCGGAAGACAAUCGAUGGAGCAAGGACUCGCCCGUUGGAAGUCGGAGAGAACCCGUUGGUACUUGCUGGGUCGUCAGCAACAACUUCAACGAGUCGCAGGAAUAUUCACCCUGUCGUACAAGUAAGUUUUAACAUUUCGUUAUUUUCGUAAAUUUCAAUAUUCCCUCUAAAAUACUGGAAUCGUGUAAUACUGGACAUUUCGAAAUUUCGAGUCGAUCGUUGGUUAUUAGAUUGCCAAUACUAAUCGAAUAAUUUGUUAUUUUUCAAUUGGAUAAUUGGUUAGGUUGUCAAUUAGAUUGUCAAUUAAGUUAAUUAAGUAGUUAACUGUAACAGUAGUUAAUUAAUUAAUUCGGUAAGUUUCAACAGAGUUUUGAAAGUGUUUUAGAUUUUCACUUUUUCGGAGAACACUUUUCACUUUUUGUUGUUCAAGAAAUAAAAAAAAUGACUCGGAAACUUCCAAACGUAUACACCUCUUUCAAAAUGAAUUUCAAACACAGCUCGCAUACAGAAAUUCCGAUUUUCAUAAUUGUAUCUAUAAAAUUAAACGACGAAUGUCUCGAGCGAUAGAAUGCCUCCGAACGAUAGAAAAUUGCCAAAUAUUUUUUCUUUCUAAACUUAUUUUUAGCAUUGAGGCCGUCCUUGCGUCCAACAAUACUACUACACAUACACAUAUGUAUAAGCGAAUGA